CGACAAGUGGUCGGAACCUUCUUGCUACUUCUUCCCCUUCCCUUUCCCCUCCCAGGAAAGGCCGGGAUUCGGCACCCGGGCGCUCCCGUGGUCGCUGCCGCUUCUUCUCCAGCCGGGCCAGGGUCCGGAGAGUCCGACCGCGUCCAGGGCGGUUCGUACUGCGCCUGCGCGGGCUCCCACCUAAAAGAGGCCAAAGGAACAUUAGAGAAGAGCUGGUUUUCCCAGCAUGAGCAACCAUUUGCUUCCUGAUUCUGGCAUUCAUCACUAGAAGACAGCGUAGCCAACAGCACUCGUUCCUGGAAGCAUUUCUUGAGGUACACACAGAGUGCUCCGGAUUGUGACAUCACAUCCAUCCUCUUGGCAAUGGAGCUUGUCAAUAGGAAGGAAGACUCAGUCGGAGAAUAGCCAACAAGAUGGGUUCUUUGGAGCAUCUCCUGAGUGGCACUGGGUAGAGGCAUCAGGGGGUCGGAACCUUAUGAACAGGGAACCUGCCCCCCAACACUUGGAAGGACCUGGGUUUCAGUGAUGAGACAUGGGGUAUGAUGUAACCCGUUUCCAGGGGGAUGUUGAUGAGGACCUUAUCUGUCCUAUUUGCAGUGGAGUCUUGGAGGAACCAGUCCAGGCGCCUCAUUGUGAGCACGCUUUCUGCAAUGCCUGCAUCACCCAGUGGUUCUCUCAGCAGCAGACGUGCCCAGUGGACCGGAGCGUUGUGACGGUCGCCCACUUGCGCCCAGUGCCUCGGAUCAUGCGGAACAUGUUGUCCAAGCUGCAGAUCGCAUGCGACAACGCUGUGUUUGGCUGCAGUGCUGUUGUCCGGCUUGACAACCUCAUGUCUCACCUCAGUGACUGUGAGCACAACCCAAAACGGCCUGUGACCUGUGAACAGGGCUGCGGCCUGGAGAUGCCCAAAGAUGAGCUACCAAACCACAACUGCGUGAAGCACCUGCGCUCGGUGGUGCGGCAGCAGCAGACGCGUGUUGCAGAGCUGGAAAGGACAUCUGCCGAGCACAAGCACCAGCUGGCGGAGCAGAAGCGAGACAUUCAGCUACUAAAGGCAUACAUGCGUGCAAUCCGCAGUGUCAACCCCAACCUUCAGAACCUGGAGGAGACAAUUGAAUACAACGAGAUCCUAGAGUGGGUGAGCUCCCUGCAGCCAGCAAGAGUGACUCGCUGGGGAGGUAUGAUCUCGACCCCAGAUGCUGUGCUCCAGGCUGUGAUCAAGCGCUCCCUGGUAGAGAGUGGCUGCCCUGCCUCCAUUGUCAACGAGCUCAUUGAGAACGCCCACGAGCGCAGCUGGCCCCAGGGCCUGGCCACACUGGAGACAAGACAGAUGAACCGGCGCUACUAUGAGAACUACGUGGCCAAGCGCAUCCCUGGCAAGCAGGCUGUGGUCGUGAUGGCCUGUGAGAACCAGCAUAUGGGUGAUGACAUGGUGCAGGAGCCAGGACUUGUCAUGAUAUUUGCGCAUGGCGUGGAAGAGAUAUAAGAGAUCUCGACAGGCUACCAGGAAGAGAUGGAAAGCAGAAAAUCCUCUCACUCCAGCAGCUGAGUCCUUUCCACUGUUCUAACACCGUGGCUUACACUUGAGCCACACCUCCCUGCUCUUCUGGCACCGAAGGGCCCUGGGCCACCUUGCUCAGCCUUUCAGGUGGGAGGCCCAGAUUUCUUCCUCUUGCCUAAUUUCUUCCCCUGUCUGUAAAUUUUCAGUGUGGUUGGGAAAGUCCCCACCUCCAUAUCUAUCCUGUCUAGGGUCCCUGGUUCCAGAUAUUUUCAGAAAGCACAAAUAUAUCCAAUUUCUCUAGAGGAUCAGGGUGGAGUGAGGGAUCUCUAAUCAUUGCCCCCUCCAAAACCAGGGAAUCGUGCACACAGGCCUAAUGACGGCAAACAGCAUUUAGAGAGCAGCUCUGGAAAGCAGCCAUCCUGAAGAAAUGGUAAGGGUGGAACCAAAACACUAGAAAUAAAUAAUGAGGCCAGUAACUGGCUAUCAGUGACAGCCCUUAGGAGAUCGGACUUCUGUGCCAAGCAGUGCCAUCCUGGCAGCCUGAAAGGUGUGGGCUCCCACAGGGGCUGCAGGUGUGACACCAAGAGUUUCCAGAUGACUCUUCCUACACUUCCUCAUAAUUACGGAAUGACAGGAAAGGGGGUACAGGUUAGUCUGUUGGGGUGGAUAUGCUCAGCAAGAAGCAGCCCUCCGGCUUUUGCUGAAAUUGGGUAGGCCCUGCCUCUGGCCUGGGCCAUAAUUCACCCAUAGACCCCUCUCCCGCCCUGGGAUUAUAACUAGUUAUUUUGAUGAUUUCCUUUGGCCAUUGUUGUUUAUUUUUAUUUCUCUCCCUCUUUCCCACUUUUUUUUUUUUUUUUUUUACGAUUGGCCUGGUUAUGGCUACCCUACUUUUCUAGCCCACCCACAUUGUUGACAAUUUAAUUUAUUUCUUUUUUUU
Messenger RNA from Manis pentadactyla (Chinese pangolin), 2438 nucleotides. It is a transcript of the gene RNF41, whose product is annotated as ring finger protein 41. Gene Ontology annotation, molecular function: ubiquitin protein ligase activity; zinc ion binding. NCBI's taxonomy places the organism in Eukaryota, Metazoa, Chordata, Mammalia, Pholidota, Manidae. Gene Ontology annotation, biological process: tumor necrosis factor-mediated signaling pathway; regulation of canonical NF-kappaB signal transduction; protein K63-linked ubiquitination. The record is from RefSeq and is a predicted model, not a curated record. Bases 533 to 1486 code for a protein of 317 amino acids. Gene Ontology annotation, cellular component: plasma membrane signaling receptor complex. The transcript is spliced from 8 exons.